CAUAGAGUAAUUCGUUGACGGGCUAAUUAUCUUUGUAUACCAACAUGCCGGACUUUACAGAUAAUCUCAAGCCUCUAUAUGAUGGUGCAGCAAUCUUGGAACACGAGCGCAGCCGAUCCUUAGUGAACAUCGACGAGCUCUCGAGACAUCUACUAUCCCGCAAUGGCUUUCUCGAACGCCAAGCUCGAGUCUUAGCAAUUAUCGAAAGGGAACAGCUGUUUUCAAAGAAGCAGCAAUUGAACCUUUCGAGACCUGAACGCUAUCAUCUCGGCCUUGCCCGGGCAAAAGCACUUCGUCGUCUCACCAGGAAGCAUGGCUGGGACUUCGAAGACUAUCGUAUGGCAGAGUAUCUCACCGACGAGAUGUCACCGUAUUUUCUGCACAUGAGCAUGUUUGCGACGACCGUUCGUGAGCAAGCCUCUGACGACCAGAAGCGGUACUGGAUGCCCAAAAUCGAGGCUUGGGAGAUGAUCGGGGCUUAUGCACAGACAGAGUUAGGUCAUGGAAGCAAUGUAAGGGGGUUGGAGACUACCGCUACGUAUGAUGUGGUAAAGAAGGAAUUUGUUAUUCAUAGUCCAACUUUGACGGCUUCGAAGUGGUGGAAUGGCAGUAUGGGAAGGACAGCCACGCAUGCGAUAGUAGUAGCUCAGCUCAUGCUCCCGAAGAAAGGCCAUAUAAGUCAAUUUGAGUCUUACGGUCCGCAUCCAUUCAUCGUUCGUAUUCGUCAGGAAGGCACACACCUUCCACCAGACGGCAUCGUCGUUGGCGAUAUCGGGGCCAAGUACGGCUAUACGUCCAUGGACAAUGGAUAUAUGCUAUUCAACAACUACCGUGUUUCCCACUCCGCAAUGCUCGCCCGAUACUCCAAAGUAGAUCAGGACACGGGUACCUUCUCUAGGACGGGUAAUCCGGCUGUCGUCUAUGGUUCACUGACGAAUGUACGUGCCAAUAUCAUCAUGCACGCCAGAUUGAUCCUCGCUCGGGCGGUCACCAUUGCUGUAAGAUAUACGUCCGUUCGAAGACAGUUCAGAGACCGAGACUCCAAGUCGACCACUGAGCCUGAGACAGCAGUCCUUGACUAUCCUACUGUACAAAUACGUCUUUUACCAUUGUUGGCAACGGCUUUUGCGUUGCAUUACACUGGCGACUCAAUGUAUAACCUGUACAAUCAAACGAGAAGUGGGAUUGAAAAGGGAGACUUCACAGAGCUUGCAGAGCUCCAUAGUACCUCAUCGGGGCUGAAGGCCCUGUGUACAACGUAUGCCGCUGAUGGCAUCGAAACGUGUCGAAGAGCUAUGGGUGGCCACGGGUUUGGUGGAGGAAGUGGCUUAAUCAAUAUUAAUAACGAUUACUUAUCUAAGCCAACCGUCGAAGGGGAUAACUGGAUGAUAACCCAACAAAUGUCGAGUCACUUGAUCAAAAAAAUGACGGCUGCUGUCAAGAGACCAAACGCCGAACCUGUUGACGCCACAGACGAGCUCUUCAAACGCUAUCUACAGCAGCAAAAAGCGCGUAAACCCGCCGACGCCGUACACUGGAUGUCUAUCGAUGACAACGCAAUUGUCGACGCGUUCCAAUGGAGAGCGGCAGAUCUCACAUACCGUGCAUACCAGGAUCGCGUAGAGAGAAAGAAGCCCUGGAACUCCCUCCUCAUCCAACUCCACAAACUUAGCAAAGCCUUUUCCGAAUCCAUCGUUGUAACAAAUUUCCAUGCUUCCCUCAGGUCAAAUAAUAUUCCUUCCGAAACCUCAACAGUGAUACGCGAUCUCUACCGCUUGUACGCGCUCCACACCAUGGACACCGAUGCACGAUCCUUCGCAACAACCACCGCCGCAACUGAUUCCACGCUGGACGCUCUUUCAGACGCAAUCCUCAAAUUGAUGACGAGUAUUAGGCCUCAUGCGGUCAAACUGGUGGAUAGUUGGAUGAUGCCUGACUACCUGCUAGAUAGUGCGCUGGGAAGGUAUGACGGGAAGGUGUACGAGGCGUUGUAUGACAUGGCACAUAGACAGAAUCCGUUGAAUCGGACUGUAUUUAAUUGGGACUGGAGGAGUGAAGAGAUCGUGCUGGGAAGUGGGGAUGGGGGAAAGCUAGAGUCAAAGCUUUGAGGUCCAAAGAAGAUUGUAAUGUGUAGUGUAAAGUUAGAUAGGUCAUUGCUACCGUGCUAUUGAAUGUAACAGGAUAAGCG
Messenger RNA from Pseudovirgaria hyperparasitica, 2188 nucleotides. RefSeq names its product acyl-CoA oxidase. The transcript has 7 exons. The record is from RefSeq and is a predicted model, not a curated record. Gene Ontology annotation, biological process: fatty acid beta-oxidation using acyl-CoA oxidase; lipid homeostasis. The coding region runs from base 45 to 2108 and encodes 687 amino acids. Gene Ontology annotation, molecular function: FAD binding; acyl-CoA oxidase activity; fatty acid binding. Gene Ontology annotation, cellular component: peroxisome. Lineage: Eukaryota; Fungi; Ascomycota; Dothideomycetes; Acrospermales; Acrospermaceae.